Molecule: messenger RNA, 1362 nt
Organism: Cylindrotheca closterium
Lineage: Eukaryota; Bacillariophyta; Bacillariophyceae; Bacillariales; Bacillariaceae
Source: the annotation of a GenBank genome assembly
AUGAAGAUCUCCUUUUCCCUGUUCUUUACAGCCUGCGCCCUGCAGUCAGUCUCGGCAUUCGUGCCUACCGCCAGAGCUUCUAUGGGCUCAAGUUUGGAUGCGACAGUCGCUGGUCUUGUUCCUCCGAUGGCAACGAAGGAUUUGGCGACUGCCGACUUGUACGACAGCAAAGUGCAAAAGACCUAUGGACGCUAUCCAUUGACCAUUGAAUCUGGAGAAGGAUGCUAUUUGAAAACUACCGACGGAAAGAAAUACUUGGACUGUGUCAGUGGAAUUGCCACUUGUGCUCUUGGUCACAACAACCCUGCCUUGACCAAGGCUGUUUCGGAUCAAAUGAGCUCAGUCCACCAUUGCAGUAACUUGUAUCUAAUCCCUGAACAAGCCGCCUUGGCCAAGUGGUUGUGCGACAAUUCUGGUGCCGACAAGGCCUUCUUUUGCAACAGUGGAGCUGAAGCCAACGAGGCUGCAAUCAAGUGUGCUCGUCGACACGCUUCCAACCGUGGAAUCACUAAACCCGUCAUUAUUUCUGCCGAAGCUUCCUUCCACGGCCGCACCCUUGCCGCCCUCAGUGCCACUGCCCAACCAAAGUACCACAAGGGUUUUGGAUACGAUGGACAGAUGGUUCAAGGAUUUGAUCACUGCAAGUACAACGAUAUCGCCACUUUGGAGGAGGCCGUUGUUCGCGCCACUUCUGAUGGCAAGGGGCUGGCGGCCAUCAUGAUGGAACCACUUCAAGGAGAGGGAGGUAUCAUUCCUGGAGACAAGGCAUUUUUCAAGAAGGCCCGCGAAUUGUGUGAUAAGCAUGGAGCUUUGUUGAUCUGCGACGAAGUUCAAGCUGGAAUGGGACGCACUGGAACUUUGUGGGGACACGAACACUUGGACGUUGUUCCAGAUAUCUUCACAUCCGCCAAGGCCUUGGGAGGUGGUGUUCCAAUUGGAGCCAUGUUGGCCAAGGGAGAGGCCGCCACUACCUUUGGACCUGGAGAUCAUGCCAGUACCUACGGUGGGAAUCCAUUGGCCUGCGCUGCUGGACUUGCUGUUGCCAACUAUAUGUGCGAGCACAAUAUUUUGGACAACGUCAACGCCAGGGGAGAACAAUUGAAGAAGGGUCUAGUAGCUUUGGCCGCAAAGUACCCAUCCGUGUUGGGAGAUGUCCGUGGAUUGGGUCUUCUCCGAGGUGUCGAAUGCAUCGCUGAGGACACUACCGCAGGAGAACUUGUCGGUGCAGCUAUGCAAGAAGGACUGUUGUUGGUCCCUGCUGGCUCCAAUGUUGUCCGAUUUGUCCCACCUCUCAUCAUCACCGAAGAGGAGCUCGACUUGGCACUAGAGCGAUUCGAAGCCGCCGUCAAGAGUAAGGCCUAA